Vanrija pseudolonga is the source of this 678-nucleotide messenger RNA. RefSeq lists its product as uncharacterized. The coding region runs from base 1 to 678 and encodes 225 amino acids. Lineage: Eukaryota; Fungi; Basidiomycota; Tremellomycetes; Trichosporonales; Trichosporonaceae. The transcript has 2 exons. The record is from RefSeq and is a predicted model, not a curated record.
AUGAGCACACGACGGCGGCCAUCAAACGUCAUCUGGAGCGCGGAGCAGGCGGUGGCAGAGCUACACGCGGCCGAGAGCGGCGACGCGCGCGUCGCCGUCCUCCACGCCUACCUCGGGCUCAAGGCAGCGCGGGGCAAGACACGCGCCGAGGUGCGCGCCAAGCUGCUGGCGCUGGCGGGCAGCGUGCCAGAGUACGCCGACGCGUUUGUGCGCGUCAGUGCGGAUUUGGGGCUCGGCGGCGAGGGGGACGACAUGUCGCCUACGCGCCGGCGACAACAGCCUCUACGCUCAGCCACAGCACCAGUCGACGCGUUCCCAGCUCGGCCGUUACCACGUCACUCGACAAGCGACGACGCCGCAGCGCACGCCCUCGCGCACCACCACGCUUCGGCGGGCUUUGCGCGCCGCAGCAGCAGCUCUGCCGCGGUCGUCACAGCUGUCCCAGCCCGGCCCGUGCACCUGCCCGUGGACCGGCAGUGCACCCGCACAGGAGUGAGCCCGCACGCACUCGCGGCCAAGCUCGAGGCGUGCUCGCCGAGCGAGCGCGAGAUGAAGGCUGCGGCCAGCUUGGCGGGCGGAUACGAUGAUGAAGAGGACGAGUGGGAAGCGUAUUACGCGGCGGCCAGUGCUCGCACUGCCGCUCGAGUCGGCGAACGCAAACCGAGUGUACGAAUGUAG